UGGUCCUCCACCUCCCCAAUCAUUGGUCCUAGAUCUUAGUAGUAGCCAGUCGAGUAGGUUAAGGAAGGUGGAUGAUUUGCUUGGGUCAAAAUUCACAAAACUUGAGUGCUGUGGCUGUGAAUGUUGUGACUAUUUUUUUCAAACUAUAGCGAGUGUGUUAUGUGUCGAUAAUUUAGGACUGACCAGUUAGUGACACUGCUUAUUGAGUGCAGAUAUAUUGAAUCAUUGACGAAAAAAUCAAUCAAGAUUCAAGACAGUUCUACCAAAAUGAGUAGCCCAUCCGGUGGCCCAUCAAGAGAAGAUCUGGAGAAACAAGAUGCUUUAUUUCGGUUUAUUGACCUUAUGGUUAGACAAACUUGUCGUAGGGCCUAUUACGAGAAAGAAUUACUAAUUAAAGCUUCCAAAGAUGAUGAGGAGAGUAUAUAUUCAAAUGACUAUUUAACAAAGAUUUAUGGUAAACCUCGUGAAUAUAUUUAUCAAUUAGUCAAGAAUCCAAAAAAGACACUCAAGGGUCUGAGAGUAGAUAACGUUGAAUUCCUCGAAAGGGAUGAAGACGGAUAUACGCAAAUUGAAGAAAAGAUGCUCCUUGAUUUUGUCAAGAAGGUUCAUGAGCAUGCUCCUAAGGCACAUUUGGUUUGGAUUGAUUUACAACAUUAUUUGUUUUACGCCUACAGACGCUUUGCAAGUUGGAGCCCAAAAGCUGCAACAGAAACUCUUUCUUCAUAUUUUGUUUGUGAAAUGAGAGAACUCAUUAACUGUUUACGAACUGAAGAUGAAAGUCAACUUUGGCUAAGAGUGUUUACACUCUUAAGAGAAUAUUGUAUUUUUGCACAGUGGCAUUAUAGUCACAAUGAUAAAGAAGAAGCAUUGGCAAAAUUCAUUAUCUAUUAUGAAGCGAUGCUGACUGCUGCGAAAAGCUUAUUACCAGUUUUUGUUGAUUUCGAAAAUAUUUUGUACAAAAAUUAUGGAGUAUGUUGGAUUGAUUUCAACACUUUUAUUUUUAUAAGAUUUUUCUAUGAAAGUGAUAGAGUAAAAAUUAAAGUUGAUGAAUGUAUAAAGACAAAGAAAAGCCCAGGUGAUACUCCUCAAACAUUUGCAUUAUUGAAUAAAAUUAGAAAGACAUGGUCUACACAUCAUACUCAAACAUCUCUUAUUAAUGAGGCAGGCAAACUUCCUGAAAACUCAGUAGAAGCACUAAAAGAAAAAAAGUUGCUAUCACUUCAUAAAGAAUUACUUUCAGCUACUUUCUGGGUAGAUCGGAGUGAAGAGUUAAAACAGAAUAUAGACCUCAGCAGAAUGGAUCAUAACCUUUUUGAUUUGCUUAGAGAUAGACACUUUUAUCCAGAGGGACCAGGCUUAAACAAAAAUGGACAAUGUAUUUGUGAAGAAUGUUUGAUAGCAAAAUAUAAAAUAUAUUUGGAUUCGAAUGAUGACUUUUCUUGCAUUGCCACUGAAGAGAGGACCACAUUUUGUCGGAAAUGUAAAAGUAUUGUUGAUCUGGACCUAUUUCAUCGACACUUAAACAGGCACACCGACGAUAUACCACUUCAAAAAGAAAUUCCCAAACAAAAUUUGACUCAUCCAUCAAUAGACAAAAUAGACUUUCCCAUAGUCAGCACCAGCGACCCUACAAGCCUCUGUGAAAUGUUUAGCGACAAACUUAAAAUAUCAGGUGGUGAAUCUUUACAUUCUAUUGAACAUAAUAAGCCAAAAAAACAGGAUCCAAAUUUGACUAAAACAACAAACCAUGAAAAAUUGGUGCAAUCCAAAAAAGAUUCAAAAAGUGGUGAAAAGGUUAAGAAUGGUAGGUCACCAAGUCUUAGGGAUGAACUAAUUGCUAAUGGAUUCGGGAAAGCGCUAGGGGAUGGUUCCAACCAGUUAGCUUCACCACAUGUUACUGCUGAAAAAUUAGCAGAAGUCGAAUUAAUGUUGAGGGAACUGAGAAAACUAGGACACAAGCCCAGUCAUACAAUGUUAUGUAAAAGUGGCGGUUCUGUUUCUGAAGAAUUUGAAGUUGCGACACCACAUGAUGAGCACCUACAACCGAAAAAAUGUGAUUGUACUUAUUGUGAAGUGUUUGGAGGUACAAAAGUUGUGCAACCCAGAACCAGAUUGAAAAUUAGAUUAUGCAAAAGGCGAGAGCAUAAAAAAGAAAAUGAUAUUGACCAAAAAAUUACCCCUGAAGAAAAUAAUAGGCCUAAAACAGACAACAGGGUUCCUGUACCGCCAUCGCCAGAUUCUUCAGAUUUCGAAGCUGAGAAAAAUAAUGAGGUACGAGGAUUAGUAAACUACAUUGUAGGCAGUGAAGCCAAAACCAAAGCAGAACUUGCACAGAAAAAAGCGGCAAAAAAAGCUCGGCAAAGAGAAAAAAAAGAACAAGAAAAACUUCAAGGAGAAUUAGAAAUUCAACGCAAGCUAGAAGAACAAAUUAGACAAGAAGAAGAAAGGCAAGAGAUAUUAAAAAUGCAACGAGAAAAGUUGGAGGAAGAGAAGAAGCUUGAAGAAACAAAGCUGAAGAAAAAGCUGAAAAAAAUACGCCAAGCUGAAAAACGCCAGGCAAUAGCUCAGCAGAAAGAUCCAAUUGAAGAAACCAUGCCUGCAUGGGUUACUAUCAAAAGACCACCAGGCGGGGAAAAUGGAGCGCCAUCAGUUAUCAUAACCCUUCAAGGAUGCACGCCCAUUCAGGACAAAUUGUUGACGUCAUUAGUUGAAAAACCGGCAGAUGUUGAGAUGCAAAAUAUGGAUAUCAAAGCUCCAUCAACCACUAAAACUUCAACAACUGAAAGUAAUGGUGUCAAAAAAAAAAUUAAAAAUAUGAAGCCUAAUCCAGAGCCUCUCGAAGCACAUCAGCUCUCAAUCUCACCAAAACUUAUAUCAAAAGGAGUAACUGUCACUCUGGCUGUUGAUAAAAAUCCAGUUCCAAUUGAGCCAAAACCAAUAAUAAUUGAUCCUUUUCAAGGGCAGCGUAGAAAGAUAAAAGAAAAAGAAGAGAAGAGGGAAAGAGAACCUACAGAAGAAGAAAUCAGAUCUCUUGGAAAUUUAAGAUUGCCUCCGGGAAUUACUUUAACAAAAAUUGAAGGACCAGUAUCAAAUUUGAAUUACUCGGAAUCUGAUUCGGCUAACAGAUCUUCUAUGAUGAGCAAAUCAGGUGUGAUUGUAGUAGACACUGAAAAGUUGAUAAAAAAAAAUGAAGCUGAAGCCUUGAAACAUCCCACAAAAUUGAGUAAAAAUAAAAAAAAUAAAAAAAAAUCAGGAGGUCAGAUGAAGACGGAAACAAAAGAUAAACCAAAAAUGGUGACUCUAAAAAAUCCUAUGUUCCAGAAACUACAAAGUCAAAAUCUUAGUAAAACUGCUUUAGCUCCAAUAGAAGAAUUAGCUCCGGCUGCAAUAUUUACUACUGAAAAUGGUAUGGUAACGAUCAGAAGUUCCAGGUUACAGCAAUCUCUGAAAAAUGAUCUCAGCAAACCACCAACUUCCGCUCCAUUAGGAAUGCCCUCAAAUCCGAAUCUAUUACCUGAGAUGUCUAACUUUUUGAAUCCGAACCAUUUGCGACCAACAGUAUCUUCCAAUAACAUAGAAGAACCUAUGGAACUAGAGAGUAAGAAAACUACCAUCGCUCCUAUAGAUGCCCAAGAAAUUUUAUUGGGCUUGCCAGGUAUUGAGAUAACUAAAAUUGAGAAAAAUGCCAAACCUGAGAACAUGCGUCCUAACAAUUCUUGUCAAAAUGCCGAAGUUUCAAUUAUCCCAUCUAAUGGACCUGAGUUUAAUUUGGAUUUCGAUAAGGAUGAUGACUGGCUGUAUGAUGAUAAUAUAUUCAAACCGAGAGACGUAUUAGAGGAUGAUAUGGACGACGAAGAGCUCGAAAUUGAAGAGUUCAAACGAUUUUGCCAAGAAUCAUCUAUUCCACCAAAAGAGAAAACAGUUGCUCACUUCAACGUAGCCGACAUUAUAUUGAAAAACAAACUUAAGUGAGGCUUACUGAUGGACUGCCAAACUAGUUUUAAAAUCGCUAAAUGUGACUAGUUUAUUUGUACUACUAUUCUUUAUUCGUGUUUAUUUCUGUCCUGAUAUAUAACUUUAUGAAUUUGACAUGGGUUAUAGUCCCAUCACCCACGUGAAAUCCAUAAAACUAUUAUUUAUGUUUACUUAAAACCUACUGUAUACUGGUAUUAAUGAAUAAUGUGGAGGAUAAUCGGUACUAAUCGCCAAACCUAACCUAUUGCGUACGCAUCGAUUGCGUACUGUGUAACGCUACUGGUGCAGUAUUUUCAAACCAAACCUUAGAAGACUAUGACUAGAAGUAUAUGACUGGUUUGAGGAUAAGAAAAGCGCGCAUCGUAUCCACAGAGCAAAAUAAGGACGAUAGGGUAUUGAGUCUGCAAUGGGCCAACGAACAGCAAGACUGGACUAUCAAGGAAUGCGAAAAUUGUUUAUUGUCCAAAUGGUUCCAAGUGUUGGCAUAUGAUUUAUAUAGAAAAUUGUGUGUUGAUUAAUAGGUUUAACUCUAGCGGCCAUCCAUCAUGCAAUUGUGCAAAAAUACCAAACACUCUAGUGUUCGGCAUCUUCAAGAAAUCUGUUGCCACAAAUAACUGAAGGUGAACUGAUGCGAUGUUACUUUAUUGAGUGUUUUUGUGGAGUUGUUCCAUUACCAGCAGUGGUGGAUUUCUGGGGGUGGGCGGGGUCAAUACUAAUGAUAUUAACCCAAUCAUUUUGGGAACGCAAAAUGUUAUCCAAAAAUUAUUUUAAUACAUUUAUUUAUGUAUUUUUUUAUUUAUUUAUUCAGGGGCAAAAAAACAAUUGUAUAGUAAAAAUAUAUAUGAAACGUUUUAGCUAUUAACAAUAGUGUCAAUAAUCAAAUUACUAUGACAAUGUAUAAUGUGAAAAUAUCACAAGAGUGAACCAUUGAAUUGACCAAACUCGCGAUCAUUCAAGGCAGAGUGAUAGAAAGUCUAAAAACCAAGCUUUCAAACACCUGGCGGAUUGCAGUAAUCUUCAUAGUGGGUGUUUGGAAAUUGCUGUUCCAUUUUUCACUACUGGAAUUGCCAUAAGCUAGAAGAGAAAUUAUCAUGAGUCAAAAUUUCGUAUGGAUCAGAAAAAUAGGAAAAAAGUACGCACUUUUAAUGUUUUAUGGUAUGAUGGUUGUGUGAAAGUAUUACAAAAAACGGACUGUAUUUUAGGCUGUGUUUGUUACUUACAAACAUUUGGACGAUGGCCAUGAAAGCUUAACUCAACUAAUUCAUGAAUGGCCAUUCAUCUUACGAUGGUCUACCGAUUAUCCUCUAUUUUGAUAAAUGUGUUUUUUUUAUUUGUUUUGCAAAAUUUAUGAUUAGUUUCAUUUUUAUAUAAAAAAAAUUUGAUCAAUAAAAUUGAUGUUAUCAUAACCUUUUAUACGCAUUUAUUUGCUCCUAACUGAACCACUAGCCAUUAAGGUCAACAAAACCAGAAAUAGUCAAUUAUUCCUUAUUUUAUGUACAGGGUGUCCGAAUUUGGAUGGUUUUAAUAGGAAACGUCAAUUUCUGAGCGAGAUACAAA
Messenger RNA from Ceutorhynchus assimilis (cabbage seed weevil), 5532 nucleotides. NCBI's taxonomy places the organism in Eukaryota, Metazoa, Arthropoda, Insecta, Coleoptera, Curculionidae. The record is from the annotation of a GenBank genome assembly.